GCUUAGAGUAUGCCUGAUUCUUAGAAUUCGUAUGAAUUGGAAAAUCCAAAAGAGUCAGAAUCACCGCGUUAUCAAGCCUUACUCCGUAUGACCAGUGCUCCGCGGAAGAGGUUUCCUGGUGACAUUAAAAGCUUCUCUCAUGAACUGAACUCAAAAGGUGUACGUCCCUUUCCAUUGUGGAAGCCUCGUAGGUCGAACAAUGUGGAGGAGAUAUUGGUUCUGAUUCGGGCAAAAUUUGAUAAAGCAAAGGAAGAAGUAAACUCUGACCUUGCCGUAUUUGCUGCGGACCUGGUGGGAGUUCUUGAGAAAAAUGCAGAAAGUCAUCCUGAGUGGGAGGAAACAUUUGAAGACUUGUUAAUAUUGGCUCGCAGUUGUGCUAUGACUUCUCCUGGAGAUUUCUGGCUUCAGUGUGAAGGUAUAGUUCAGGACUUAGAUGAUAGACGUCAAGAGCUCCCUCCGGGCGUUCUCAAGCAGCUUCAUACUCGGAUGCUUUUUAUACUUACCAGAUGUACAAGAUUGCUUCAGUUUCAUAAGGAAAGUUGGGGAGAAGAGGAACAAGCUGUACAACUACGUCAGUCAAGAGUUUUGCAUUCUAUAGAAAAAUUACCUCCUACUGGAGCGGGAAGGAGUUCAAGUGCUGCAAAAAUCUUAAAGAUACCAUCAUCUACCAAGAAAGCUUUUAGUCAGGAACAGCGUGGUUUGGAGUGGAAGGGGGACGUUGUUGUACGCUCGGUUCCUCCUAUCUCUCCUCCCGAAAAUUAUGUUCCUAAUGAAUCUGAAUCUCCUGCAAACAUCGAUAGAAUGUCUUCCUGGAAGAAACUUCCAUCCCCAGCACUGAAAACUGUGAAAGAAGCGCCAGCAUCAGAAGAGCAGAAUGAUAUCAAACUUGAACCUCCAAAUAUGGUUAGAAAUGGACAACCUAGUGAUGAUACUGCUGUUUCUGUUCUAAACUGCCCGCCAGCAAAAGAUUCUCAUGAACAGUCGCCCAAGCAUCGGCACAAUAUUUCUUGGGGUUACUGGGGGGAACAGCCACUUAUCUCGGAGGAAAGUUCAAUAAUGUGCCGUAUCUGUGAGGAGGAAGUUCCCACUACCCAUGUUGAAGAUCACUCCAGAAUUUGUACAUUAGCUGAUAAAUAUGACCAGAAAGGAUUGAUGGACAGCUGUUAUUAUCAAAUCAUUUUGUCGUAUCUGUAGGACGAGCAGUACGAG
Brassica napus (rape) is the source of this 1209-nucleotide messenger RNA. Its product is annotated as probable serine/threonine protein kinase IREH1. The transcript is spliced from 2 exons. The record is from RefSeq and is a predicted model, not a curated record. NCBI's taxonomy places the organism in Eukaryota, Viridiplantae, Streptophyta, Magnoliopsida, Brassicales, Brassicaceae. Bases 88 to 1194 code for a protein of 368 amino acids.